Molecule: messenger RNA, 4526 nt
Organism: Podarcis muralis (Common wall lizard)
Lineage: Eukaryota; Metazoa; Chordata; Lepidosauria; Squamata; Lacertidae
Source: RefSeq, a predicted model, not a curated record
UGAUUCUUCCAUUACAAGAAGAGGAAGAGCUAAGAAAGACUGAAAUGGCAUCUCCUCCUCAACAACAGGACGAGGGGCAUGAGCAGAAGGCCCCCUCAUCUGCACCUUCCCAGCAGGAGGAAGUCCCUGAGCAGGCCCCCUCAUCUGUACCUCCACAGCAGGAGCAGGAAGUCCCUGACCAGGAGGCCACCUCAUCUGCACCUUCACAACAGGAGGAAGUCCCUGAGGAGAAGGCCCCCUCAUCUGCACCUUCCCAUCAGGAGCAGCAAGUCCCUGAGGAGAAGGCCCCCUCAUCCGCACCUUCCCAGCAGGAGGAAGUCCCUGAGCAGAAGGCCCCCUCAUCUGUACCCCCGCAGCAGGAGCAGGAAGUUCCUGACCAGGAGGCCACCUCAUCUGCACCUUCACAACAGGAGCAAGUCCCUGCGGAGAAGGCCCCCUCAUCUCCACCUUCCCAGCAGGGGGAGCUAGUCCCUGACCAGAAGGCCCCCUCAUCUGCACCUUCCCAGCAGGAGGAAGUCCCUGAGGAGAAGGCCCCCUCAUCUGCACCUUCUCAGCAGGAGGAGCAAGUCCCAGAGCAGAAGGCCCCCUCAUCCUCACCUUCCCAGCAGGAGGAAGUCCCUGAGCAGGCCCCCUCAUCUGUACCUCCACAGAAGGAGCAGGAAGUCCCUGACCAGGAGGCCCCCUCAUCUGCACCUUCCCAGCAGGAAGAGCAAGUCCCUGAGGAGAAGGCCCCCACAUCUGCACCUUCCCAGCAGGAGGAGCAAGUACCUGAUCAGAAAGCUCCCUCAUCCGCACCUUCCCAGCAGGGGGAGCUGGUCCCUGACCAGAAGGCCCCCUCAUCUGCACCUUCCCAUCAGGAGCAGCAAGUCCCUGAGGAGAAAGCCCCCUCAUCUCCACCUUCCCAGCAGGAGGAAGUCCCUGAGCAGAAGGCCCCCUCAUCUGUACCCCCGCAGCAGGAGCAGGAAGUUCCUGACCAGGAGGCCACCUCAUCUGCACCUUCACAACAGGAGCAAGUCCCUGAGGAGAAGGCCCCCUCAUCUGCACCUUCUCAGCAGGAGGAGCAAGUCCCUGACCAGAAGGCCCCCUCAUCUGCACCAUCCCAGCAGGAGGAUCAAGUCCCUGAGGAGAAGCCCCCAUCAUCUGCACCUUCCCAGCAGGAAGAGCAAGUCCUUGAGGAGAAGGCCCCCUCAUCUGCACCUUCUCAGCAGAAGGAGCGAGUCCCUGAGGAGAAGACCCCCUCAUCUCCACCUUCCCAGCAGGAGGAGCAAGUCCCUGAGGAGAAGGCCCCCUCAUCUGCACUUUCCCAGCAGGAGGAGCAAGCCCCUGAGGAGAAGGCCUCCUCAUCUGCACCUUCCCAGCAGGAGGAGCAAGUCCCUGAGGAGAAGGCCCCCUCAUCAGCACCUUCCCAGCAGGAAGAGCAAGUCCCUGAGGAGAAGGCCCCCUCAUCUGCACCUUCCCAGCAGGAGGAGCAAGUCCCUGAGGAGAAGGCCCCCUCAUCAGCACCUUCCCAGCAGGAGGAGCAAGUCCCUGAGGAGAAGUCCCCAUCAUCUGCACCUUCCCACCAGGAGGAGCAAGUCCCUGAGGAGAAGGCCCCCUCAUCUGCACCUUCCCAGCAGGAAGAGCAAGUCCCUGACCAGAAGGCCCCCUCAUCUGCACCUUCCCAGCAGGAAGAGCAAGUACCUGACCAGAAGGCCCCCUCAUCUGCCCCUUCCCAGCAGGAGGAGCAAGUACCUGAUCAGAAAGCUCCCUCAUCCGCACCUUCCCAGCAGGGGGAGCUGGUCCCUGACCAGAAGGCCCCCUCAUCUGCACCUUCCCAUCAGGAGCAGCAAGUCCCUGAGGAGAAAGCCCCCUCAUCUCCACCUUCCCAGCAGGAGGAAGUCCCUGAGCAGAAGGCCCCCUCAUCUGUACCCCCGCAGCAGGAGCAGGAAGUUCCUGACCAGGAGGCCACCUCAUCUGCACCUUCACAACAGGAGCAAGUCCCUGAGGAGAAGGCCCCCUCAUCUGCACCUUCUCAGCAGGAGCAAGUCCCUGACCAGAAGGCCCCCUCAUCUGCACCAUCCCAGCAGGAGGAUCAAGUCCCUGAGGAGAAGCCCCCAUCAUCUGCACCUUCCCAGCAGGAAGAGCAAGUCCUUGAGGAGAAGGCCACCUCAUCUGCACCUUCUCAGCAGAAGGAGCGAGUCCCUGAUGAGAAGACCCCCUCAUCUCCACCUUCCCAGCAGGAGGAGAAAGUCCCUGAGGAGAAGGCCCCCUCAUCUGCACCUUCCCAGCAGGAGGAGCAAGCCCCUGAGGAGAAGGCCUCCUCAUCUGCACCUUCCCAGCAGGAGGAGCAAGUCCCUGAGGAGAAGGCCCCCUCAUCAGCACCUUCCCAGCAGGAAGAGCAAGUCCCUGAGGAGAAGGCCCCCUCAUCUGCACCUUCCCAGCAGGAGGAGCAAGUCCCUGAGGAGAAGGCCCCAUCAUCUGCACCUUCCCACCAGGAGGAGCAAGUCCCUGAGGAGAAGUCCCCAUCAUCUGCACCUUCCCACCAGGAGGAGCAAGUCCCUGAGGAGAAGGCCCCCUCAUCUGCACCUUCCCAGCAGGAAGAGCAAGUCCCUGACCAGAAGGCCCCCUCAUCUGCACCUUCCCAGCAGGAAGAGCAAGUACCUGACCAGAAGGCCCCCUCAUCUGCCCCUUCCCAGCAGGAGGAGCAAGUACCUGAUCAGAAAGCUCCCUCAUCCGCACCUUCCCAGCAGGGGGAGCUGGUCCCUGACCAGAAGGCCCCCUCAUCUGCACCUUCCCAUCAGGAGCAGCAAGUCCCUGAGGAGAAAGCCCCCUCAUCUCCACCUUCCCAGCAGGAGGAAGUCCCUGAGCAGAAGGCCCCCUCAUCUGUACCCCCGCAGCAGGAGCAGGAAGUUCCUGACCAGGAGGCCACCUCAUCUGCACCUUCACAACAGGAGCAAGUCCCUGAGGAGAAGGCCCCCUCAUCUGCACCUUCUCAGCAGGAGCAAGUCCCUGACCAGAAGGCCCCCUCAUCUGCACCAUCCCAGCAGGAGGAUCAAGUCCCUGAGGAGAAGCCCCCAUCAUCUGCACCUUCCCAGCAGGAAGAGCAAGUCCUUGAGGAGAAGGCCCCCUCAUCUGCACCUUCUCAGCAGAAGGAGCGAGUCCCUGAGGAGAAGACCCCCUCAUCUCCACCUUCCCAGCAGGAGGAGCAAGUCCCUGAGGAGAAGGCCCCCUCAUCUGCACCUUCCCAGCAGGAGGAGCAAGCCCCUGAGGAGAAGGCCUCCUCAUCUGCACCUUCCCAGCAGGAGGAGCAAGUCCCUGAGGAGAAGGCCCCCUCAUCAGCACCUUCCCAGCAGGAAGAGCAAGUCCCUGAGGAGAAGGCCCCCUCAUCUGCACCUUCCCAGCAGGAGGAGCAAGUCCCUGAGGAGAAGGCCCCCUCAUCAGCACCUUCCCAGCAGGAGGAGCAAGUCCCUGAGGAGAAGUCCCCAUCAUCUGCACCUUCCCACCAGGAGGAGCAAGUCCCUGAGGAGAAGGCCCCCUCAUCUGCACCUUCCCAGCAGGAAGAGCAAGUCCCUGACCAGAAGGCCCCCUCAUCUGCACCUUCCCAGCAGGAAGAGCAAGUACCUGACCAGAAGGCCCCCUCAUCUGCCCCUUCCCAGCAGGAGGAGCAAGUACCUGAUCAGAAAGCUCCCUCAUCCGCACCUUCCCAGCAGGGGGAGCUAGUCCCUGACCAGAAGGCCCCCUCAUCUGCACCUUCUCAGCAGGAGGAGCAAGUCCCUGAGGAGAAGACCCCCUCAUCUGCACCUUCCCAGCAGGAGGAGCAAGUCCCUGAGGAGAAGGCCCCCUCAUCCGCACCUUCCCAGCAGGAGGAAGUCCCUGAGCAGAAGGCCCCCUCAUCUGUACCCCCGCAGCAGGAGCAGGAAGUUCCUGACCAGGAGGCCACCUCAUCUGCACCUUCACAACAGGAGCAAGUCCCUGAGGAGAAGGCCCCCUCAUCUGCACCUUCCCAGCAGGAGGACGUCCCUGAGGAGAAGGUCCCCUCAUCUCCACCUUCCCAGCAGGAGGAAGUCCCUGAGGAGAAGGCCCCCUCAUCUGCACCUUCCCAACAGGAGGAGCAAGUCCCUGACCAGAAGGCCCCCUCAUCUCCACCUUCCCAGCAGGAGGAGCAAGUCCCUGAAGAGAAGCCCCCCUCAUCUGCACCUUCUCAGCAGGAGGAGCAAGUCCCUGACCAGAAGGCCCCCUCAUCUCCACCUUCCCAGCAGGAGGAGCAAGUCCCUGAGCAGAAGGCCCCCUCAUCUCCACCUUCCCAGCAGGAGGAGCAAGUCCCUGACCAGCAGGCCACCUCAUCUGCACCUUCCCAACAGGAGAAAGUCCCUGCGCACAAAAGCACCUCAUCUGAUGACGCAUUUGAUGAAAUUGAUUUUCCUUCAGAAGGUGAUCCUGAUUCUGAGGAGGAAACCGAUUACGAUCUCCUUGAUCACAUCCUUCCUUUCCGUAUCCUAAGACAGUUCUUUUCUGGCCUCAGAGGUAGGUAUCUAUUUCCCCCUUGA